UGCCCUAAAAGGCGGCAGCAGCAUGCUUCCCACCACGGCGGGCCGCGGCUUGAGGCACCCGCAGCAGCAGCAGCAGCAGCUGCCACACUACCUGCGCCGGAUCGUCAAGUGGAGGCAAAUGGAUGUCGAGUACACCUUUUGGCAAAUGUUGCACUUGUGUACCGCACCCAAAGUCGUCUACCAGCACACCAAAUAUCACAAGCAAACCAAGAACCAGUGGGCACGCGAUGAUCCAGCCUUCACCGUCAUCAGCAGCAUCUUCUUGGCGCUGGCUGCCUCCGCCUACUGUGCCGCGUACGGCUCCAGCUUCCUCCAGGCCGGCGUAACUGUCGUUGGAGUCGUCUGGCUUCACUUUUUACUCACCGGCAUCUCCUUGGCAAGCAUCUGCUGCUGCAGGUUUCUCUGCAAUCGCUACCUCCGGGAAGAAGCAGCAAUCCACAGCCAUGUGGUGGAACAGCGUGUGGAAUGGCUCUAUGCGUUUGACGUGCAUUGUAAUGCCUACUUUCCUCUCUUCAUCGUGCUCUACGUGAUCCAUUAUUUCUUUUCUCCUCUGCUUAUUCUUCGGGGGUUCGUCCCCACGCUGCUUUCCAACCUUUUCUUCUUGGUUUCACUUUCAUAUUACCACUACCUCAAUUUCCUUGGUUAUGAUGUCUUGCCUUUUUUGGAGAGAACUACGUUCUUCCUGUAUCCGGUGGCUGUCCUCGUUGUCCUCUUCCCGUGCGGUAAGUGUAGAUAUCUCAGGAUUCAAUCCGACGAGGUUUGUGUUAGGCCUGUAUUUUUGAAGGGAUCUCUGCUGAACUAAAACUAUGCUUUGUAUAUAUAUAAUUUAGUGUUUGUGUGUGUCAUUUUCA
Selaginella moellendorffii is the source of this 851-nucleotide messenger RNA. RefSeq names its product protein unc-50 homolog. The record is from RefSeq and is a predicted model, not a curated record. Gene Ontology annotation, cellular component: Golgi membrane. The coding region runs from base 23 to 802 and encodes 259 amino acids. Lineage: Eukaryota; Viridiplantae; Streptophyta; Lycopodiopsida; Selaginellales; Selaginellaceae. The transcript is spliced from 9 exons.